UGUUUUGCUUUAUAAGCAACCAUGCGUUGAGUUGUGCAGUAGUUGUCAUUCCGUGUAUGUAAACAAAUAAAUGACAAGAGCAUUACAAUCUCUUUUGCAUUGUAUAUACAAUUUGUUUGGAGAUUUAAUAUAAUUAAUUAACACAAACAUGACAACAUUUGAAAUUAUUCAAUCCUCCACAUCAUAUACUGCAACCAAGUACCCAGUGGAAAAAACUACAAAUUCCAUUGUACAGCAAACGACAACUGCGUCAAGAGCUACAACAACAAUUAAACUCACAGAUGCAACACCAACGGAUACGGAUAUUGAACCAGAUGAAAGUGGACAUUUUAUUUUAAUUCCUUUGGCAGUUCUUUUAUUUAUAGUAGCUUUUUCAGCAUUGGUUUUCUUAAUUGGACGAAAUCGAAGGCGCCUAGCAAAGGCUUACUGUCGUAGAAGAAAUGAAUAUAAGCACAAUUUCGAAGAUUAUUCCAAUUCGUUACUGGAGCGUGGGGACUUCGAUGAUCCAAGUGAAUGCCUGCUGAAAGGAAAACUGCAAAUCGAUAAUAGCUACAACAGCACACUACGGAAAGGGCUUUAUACUUAAGAAUAUGCCAGUGAGAUUAAUGUCUUAAAACAUUAUUGUUUACAAUUUGUCAUAUUUAAUGUACGCAACGUUCCUUUAUCGCUUAUUAACAUAAUAGCGCAUAUAGAAUGAUAAAACAGUGCAAGUGGAACAUUUAAACAAAACACUAAAUGAAAUCAAAUUUAUAGGAGCAUAAAUAUUGAAAGUAAUUAAUUUAUUA
Molecule: messenger RNA, 785 nt
Organism: Zeugodacus cucurbitae (melon fly)
Lineage: Eukaryota; Metazoa; Arthropoda; Insecta; Diptera; Tephritidae
Exons: 3
Coding region: 149-586 (145 amino acids)
Source: RefSeq, a predicted model, not a curated record